GCCAACAUUAUGAGUUUGGGCUAUAACUUUGACGAUACAGAAGCUUUUCUGUCGUCGCUGAACACUGAUCGGCCUGAAUCAGAUAUAUCGAACCCGACUAAUUUGCUGGAUUUUGAGAAUUCUUCAGGACUUGACGAUUACAGGAAAACCGAUAUCAAAAUUGAGGAUGAGAUUGAUGACUGGAUAGAUUAUGGCGCCCUCCAACAGAAAUAUAUUCCGCAGGCGGCUGAGAUCACUCCAGAUUCCAACAACGAGUCUGCGCCUAUGGUAUCGUCCCCGGAUUCGUUCACCUCCAUGUCCGAAACGUCCUCGGUUAAUGCGAAAAGGGCGACCACCAACUCAAAGGUCACCAAGUCGAAGAAAGAACGGCACUCGCACAAUGUGGUGGAGAAGAAAUAUCGGAUGAACAUCAAUAACAAAAUUCUCGAGCUCCGUGACGCAGUGCCGUCGCUGCGGGCCGCAUCCGGAGACAGACGAAUAGCAGCUACAGACCUGGACGGACUUACGCCCGCGUUGAAGCUGAACAAGGCCAACAUUCUCGCGAAAGCUACGGAGUACAUUCGCCACUUGGAGUCCAAAAAUGCGUAUUUAAUGAACGAGAUCCACAUGCUCCGCUCUAGUCUUGAUAACCAGAUGGCAAACAACUAUAACCAGCAAACACAAUACUUCAGUCCGGAACUGCAACAGCAGCCUCAGCAAAAUCAACACGGGAGCCAAAACCAAUCCUAUGUGAUGAAUUCAUCUUCUGUUCCUGUUGCUUCCAAACUUCUUAUGGGAGGAAUGACAGCUAUGGUUGGAACACAGUUGUUUGAGGGCUUCAGCGACGAUAGCUUCAAGGGACUGUUUUUGGUCCCGUUGCAUCGUAUUUUCCCUCUUAUUGACUCUCCUCAGGCAUCUGUGGUGUUCAAUUAUCUGCGGACGAUACUUUUCUUUGGUGGACUCUUUUUGCUGUUGCAACCCGUGUACCAGUUUUUAGCAGCUCCUAAGAAAAAGGCUCCAACACCAAUACGAACGGCUUUUGACGUUAAUCUCGGGGAACUGGCACUGGAUACGCUGAAAAUGCUGGGAAUCAAGCUCAGAAUUCUGAAGCUUGAUCUAACGGACGAAUUGAAUAGUAUCAACUCGUUGAACCUGUACUUUGAAAAGUGGCUCGUCAACACACUCUCGAAUCAGGAAGCGAUGUCCUACAGCACUAUUUGGAGGCCGUUUUUCAAGUAUUAUAUUCGGUCGCUUGCUAUCGAUGACCGCAUCAUUGAGGUAGUCAAAUCUGAUUCUAGUAUCCAGUUCCACUUCAACAGGUUAAUUGUGGCAAAGAUGGUGAUGAUGAAAGUGGGAGAGCCUCUGAACAGCAUCCUAGGACUUCAGCGAAUGCUGGACAGUUUAAUGCUAGAAAUGGUGAAACAUUUGAAACAAGUCAAAGACUCCAGCAAGUAUUCUGACGAGACUAGUCGCAUUCUCAAAUUCGUGAGUAACGAUAUCGCAUUCUUGGAUAGCGAAGAAUUAUUUGAAAAACUGAUCGAUGUGCUGAAGUGGAGAGAGACCAACAACAACGGCUCUUACAUUGAGGAGUUUCUCAGGAAUUCUGAGGACGCUGAUCUCUCUUUAAUCAAUCUGAUUUGUGCCAUUCGCUCCUCCCAGAUUUUGAACGAGCUCAUGAAGGAGUACCUUUGGCAACUCGCCGAAUCUACAAGCGAGUCCGAGGAGUCAGGCGAGACGCAAAUGGAUGCAGACACAAUUUAUGAGAAAAUCAAUUCAGACAUCCUAGUGAUACCGCCUGCCUGCGUCAAGCUUCAAAGAUUAAGAAUUGUCCUGAACAGCUUGCUGAAGCCAACGCCCGAGAACUCCCGGAAAACUCUCGAGGCGGCAAUAGGCGCCGUGAAGGAUGUGGUCGAGUUUAGCGAAGCAAUUGAGCAGAUCGAGCCCGUGCAACAAGACGAGUCUGGCGUUGAAGAUCCAACCAUUUCAAAAAUUCUUCAGUUUGCACACCAGCCUCUGCGGCCCCCAAAACUUGCCAACGACGAAACAAGGCUCACACUCGCUUGUGUGUUGAUGCUGCACUACUUUGAAGACGGCCAGGUGAGCCAGGCGUGCCGUUUAGUGCGCUACUUGAGCCUUUCGCAGUCGACAGAGACAGUUUCAUUGCUCACGUUAAUCAGCGUCUUGCGAGCGGUAACCGUCUUGGGUGACCAUCUGGAUAAGCUUGAUGGAGAUCUCCACAGCAGGCAGACUGUGGGCUCGCUGGUUGCGUUCUUGCGGCUGCACGUUGGCUCGACCACUAAACCGUCCCUGGUUUCAAAAUCGAUGACAGAUAACUCCUAUCAUCAACUAGUGGACGAUGCCAUUGAUUACGAUGUGCGAGACUUAGAUUAUGAACUAAAGAGUAGCGUCAGCCACAAGCUAGUGUGCCUGGGCAGACAACUCGUUGGUGACAGCGAGAUGUGAUGUGGACGCAAAUACUACACUACAUAAUCCAUUACGUAAACUAUCACCGCGAUUGUUCAUGAUAAAAUAUUGCAAUUGUCUCUUGGAAAUAAUAUAGGAGCGAAGACCAUAGAUAAAGUGUUAUGUCAAGUUCUGGACCUGCGAUUGAGGUGUCCACAGAAUUGAAGCAGAACGUUUUUGGCGAAGACCCAGUGAUACCCGAAUUUGCCAAAGAUACCCAAUCUGGCAGUUCUUUCGCAAACAUUACUCAGUGGAAAGAGCUCGGUGCAUAUUUAGAGGGCUUACAAAGAAUCACACCUGGUUCCUCUGACUCAGAAAACAGCGAUCUACAAUCCAAAAAUCCGCUCUCCAGACCGGUUGUGUAUCGUAUUUGCAACCAUUGCGACAGACCUAUCUUGGAGAAAUAUUUAGCAGAUCAUCUCAAGAGCUGCGAGCAGGAAAAACGUAACAAAACCUUAACGGCAGAAAAAUCCAAUACCGCCAUUACGAAUAACGCCAUGAAGAAACGGCGGUUGGACGAAGCUGCAGAAAAUCUGUCAAGCUCACUUAACUCUCCGGAUGUUGAGGAAAACAAAAUGAACGGUGCCAACGGGGCGUCCAAAAAGCAGAAAGUCGCGAAAGUGCCCAAGGAAAAGAAAGUCAGGAAAAGCGUCAAGCCAAAAAUUACCGGAAAGCCAAAGGGACCUGUUGAUGUGGAGAAACAGUGUGGUGUCCCGCUGCCGAACGGUGGUUUCUGUGCGCGGUCCUUGACCUGUAAGACGCAUUCCAUGGGAGCCAAACGAGCCGUUCCGGGGAGAAGCGCGCCGUACGACCAGCUGCUUGCUGCGUAUCAGCGCAAGAACCAGGCUAAAAUCGGUGCUGCUGCUGCUGCUGCUCAGCAAGCUCAAGACGACCUUAUGCAUGGUUCGUCUGUUCCGCUGGACGACGAAGAGGAGACACAUCAGGUUUUGGAUGGCGUGACGAGAUCGACGCCAUGGCCUUUGGAGCGGAAAGUGAUAAUGCCUACUAAAAUACGCAACUCAUUUAUUCGCAUGAGAGAAAUGUUUGCUGGUGCUAUACUGCCUAGAAUGCCGUCCAAUCCGCUGGGACAAAUGCAAGGGCGUACUGCGGUCGUGGACACAGAGAAAACCACUGAGUACGUUUUCCCUGUGCGGUCUCAGCAUCAACGGAUGGCACCCUCGACGCAGGUGCGGUCGGCCGCACCUAUGGCCAAGCCAAGUCCCCAGGGUGCCGUUGAUGUUCAUUCGCAAAUCUCGGCCCAGGCCCAGCUGCUCGCUCAGCAGCAGCAGCAGCUCAGACUUGCCCAGGCCAAGAAACAGCAGCAACAAGCACAGAUGCAAGCUAAAUACCAGGCCCAGCAGCUGGCUGCAGGGGUCGUUCCUCAGCAGGAUAAACACAUGCAAUUGACUCCGCAGCAACAGCAGCAGAUGAUGAUGAGGCGGCGGAUGUAUUUGCAACAGCAGUCGCAACAACUGCGGCAACAACAGCAGCAGUAUAUUAACCCCCAGUACAAGAGUCAACAGGAGAUGAUGAUGAAUCAACGCCAGCAAUAGUGCUGCAACAGGCUGGAUCUACGAUCUUGGGGUUUUCGGGUCUGUCGAAUCGUCUUCCAGUUGCGAAGCUCUCGGCUUGGGUUGUAAGGGCUCAAUACGAUCUGAAAAUCUGAUUCUGAAAAAGGAGGGGUGUUUCCAGUUCCCGUUUUCAUCGAAGUUCUCCGGACUAGGCGGUGUGUAUUUGAUGAGCUGAUAUUCUUUAAGAACAUAGAAGCUCAUGAGAAACCCGCCUAGAACUCCGAUGACCACAACGUUAAAUCGUCCGUUAACUGUUUUUUGUACCAUUUGGUAAUUUGUUUU
Messenger RNA from Ogataea polymorpha, 4295 nucleotides. RefSeq lists its product as uncharacterized. The coding region runs from base 10 to 2442 and encodes 810 amino acids. The transcript has a single exon. The record is from RefSeq and is a predicted model, not a curated record. Gene Ontology annotation, molecular function: protein dimerization activity. Lineage: Eukaryota; Fungi; Ascomycota; Pichiomycetes; Pichiales; Pichiaceae.